UUAAAGCAUCAGAUUAGAUCAUAUCUAAGGGUCCUUCCAGGCCUGGACAGUCAGCUACAUAGGCCUGAGGUGAGGUCUGGUCAAGGACACGACCCAGGGGCUGGUCCAGCCUCUACGCCUUGCUCACCGUGAGUGGGGACUGGGUGGCUUUAGGGCCCCAAACCCCAGGCUUCUCUGUACUCCUGCACCUCCUGAGGGCAAUAACAUCACCAUGGCUCUCCUCCCAGGGCAGACCUGAGCCAGGUGCCGUGGUGGGAGCUGCAGCCCGGUGGGGAGCACACCCACUGUGUGGAGGUGCGGUUCCUCUUCUCCAGCUGCAUGAUCUGGGGCGAGUCCCCUCAGCCCCGUCCCCAGGCUGGGGUAGGAUUCCCUGACACGAUGGAUGUGAAGACGCUUUGGGUACUGCAAUCCCUGCGAAGAAGGUGCUGGCGGGCCAGGGGACACCGGAGCUCUGCACAGGUUCUCUGGCUGCAGAGGACCAGGGCUGCAGCCUGUACAACCCCACAGCCUAACCUGAGGCCUGCCCAGCCCAGGGGCACUGAGCUGCCCUCCCGUGAGCUUCGGCAGCAUUUCCGCCAGGGCAUUGCUCUAGAAGACCAGGAGGAUGAAUCAAUCCUGGCAACAUUCUAGGCGGAGGAGGAGGACUUUGGCAUCCAUUGGGGUGAGGGUUUUGACCUGGCUGCCCCCCUGACACCCCAGCAGACAUGGGCCAAGGAGCCAGAAGCUGACCCGAGCCCGGGGCUGAGCUGCUGGGUGAGGCUUCAGGACGCAGGGUCGCCAUGGGGAUAGCUGCCCCCGACCUUCUCUGGACAGUGCUGCUCCCUCUUGUGGUGUUUGGGGAAGCUGUGGCCUCCAAGCCCCCUGAGCAUUGCCGAUGGUGCUGUGACUCUGAGGACCCCCUGGCCCCUGCCGAUGCUGCAGAUGUGUCCCCGGCCUCCCCAUCCACCUUUCCAUAUGUGUUGCCUGAGGUCAGGCCCUACAUUAACAUCACCAUCCUGAAGGGUGACAAAGGGGACCGAGGCCUGCUGGGCACACCUGGGAAGCAGGGCAGGGAAGGUCCCCUGGGAGAGCGAGGCCCGCAGGGCGCCAAGGGCGACAAGGGGCAGGCGGGCAGCCCCGGCAGCCCCUGCCAGACUCGCUUCUCGGCCUUCUCCGUGGGCCGGAAGGCGGCCCUGCACAGCAGCGAGGGCUUCCAGCCCCUGCUCUUUGACACGGUCUUCGUCAACCCGGACGGGCACUUCGACCUGGCCGCCGGCCACUUUGUCGCCCCCCUGGGCGGCGUCUACUUCUUCAGCCUCAAUGUGCACAGCUGGAACUUCAAGGAGACCUACGUGCACGUGGUGCACAACGAGGAGGCGGCCGCCAUCCUGUACGCGCAGCCCAGCGACCGCAGCAUCAUGCAGAGCCAGAGCGUGAUGCUGGCGCUGGCGCCCGGCGACCGCGUCUGGGCUCGGCUCUUCAAGCGCGAGCGGGAGAACGCCAUCUACAGCGACGACGUCGACACCUAUAUCACCUUCAGCGGCCACCUCAUCAAGCCCGAGGAGGAUUAGUGCCUCCGCUCCGUGCGGGGGUCUCCUCCCCUGCAGGGCCUCAGUGUGCACCUCGACAGGGGGCCCCGUGGGGCCGGGCACUGGGCAGCCUCCUCUCCUGUCCUUCCCUCCCACUGUUCUGCCACUGUCCUCUCUGGGACAUCUUUUAAGAAGCUGUGUAAUCUAAGUAUUCUAGGACUUUCCCAACCUUUACUCAGCACUUCUCAAACCUGACUGUGCACAAGCAUCCCCUGGGGACCGUGGUCCAGUGCAGGUUCCGCUCAGGCAGGCGCGGUGCGGGCCCAGGACUCUGCACCUGACCACGUUCUCGGGUGACGUGCGCUGCUGGUCUCUGGGCCCCACGAGAGUAACUGGAUUCGGAAACUUUCACAACACUCUAGUACUCCCUGAACAUUCUGGAAUCCUCUAAAUAUUUUGGAAUCGUCCAAACAUCCUGAAACAUUCUCACAUGCCACCCUCCCUCGCUCCCUCACUCGGGUCUGCACCCCAGCCGGGGCGGCCGCUCCCUGGGUCACCCAUGAGGGCUCACCGAGGGCUCCCUCUGGCCAGGCCCGGGGAACGCUGGCGAGUCAGACACAGACCCUGCCCCUGUGAGGACGAGGACACAGUCCAGCCAGGCUGGGGAGACAGGAUUCCGAGACCUGGCCUAGAGAAAUCACGGUGCUUUUGUCACAGCUGUCUGGGUUCGGGGCAUUUCGACGUUGUGGCCCCUCAUCACCCACGGCUCCUCGAAGCUGGUAGGAGAGGGUCCCCGAGGUGGUGGGGUCGCAUUCCGCCUACUCUCAUUCCUGCUCAAUGCCUGUCGUUAAAGCAACCACCCGAAGGGCCUUGGUCAGGGCAAGGGCACUGUGAGGGGAAGACCCAGGAGCUUGGAGGAAUUUUGGGGUGAAGGAGCCUCUGCAGAAGGGAUCCGUAGCUCCCCAUACAGCUGGGAUGGUCCCCUGCGAGGCCCCUAUCCCCACAGCACCCCUCCCUGCCCCUCCUGGGGCUCAGGCAGGACUUUGCUCAGCCCUUCUGCCACCAGCACCUGGGCCUCAGGCCCCCAAGCUUCCAGCCACGGUCAGACAUUGACACCUGUCCCCGGUGCUCUCUGACCCUCCUCGCCCCUCCUACCAGCUCGGUGUCCCUCGCUUUUUAAGCUUUAAGGUGCUGAAGACCCGGCAGAGUCUCCUCGGGUCUGGUGCUGCCUUUAGACAUGACAGGGCGGAAGGCUCCAGGAUUUAGACCCCCCAGCAGGUCUGGGGAACUGAAGUGGUAACAUUCCGGGUCAGUCAGGGAGAACUCUGAGCCAUGAGGCCCAGACAAGCCCCGGCCAAGUAAGAGACAUCGGCUUUCCGUCCCUUCUCCCACUCCCGGGGUGGGCCA
Molecule: messenger RNA, 2915 nt
Organism: Molossus molossus (Pallas's mastiff bat)
Lineage: Eukaryota; Metazoa; Chordata; Mammalia; Chiroptera; Molossidae
Gene: C1QTNF6
Product: C1q and TNF related 6
Exons: 4
Coding region: 780-1550 (256 amino acids)
Molecular function (GO): protein binding
Source: RefSeq, a predicted model, not a curated record